CUUUCUUUUGUCGGCCGUGGGCAGCGAAUGCGAACCGUCGCACAAGCACAAGGCGAGACGUCAGAUUUGUUUGGUGACGCGAAUCGCGGCAGUGCCCUCCCGGUCAGUGUUUCGUAGGUCGUAGUGGCGGUAAAACGUCGGAGUUCGUUGGGAGUGCGUUUUUCGAUCGAGUGUAAAGUUUGUUAUUGUGCCCGUUAUCAUUUUUGGGCAAUUUUAUCACGUUCCAGUCUAACUUUAUUUCGAUUUAGUUAUUUUCUGUUUGCUUCCAUGUUCUAAAUUUAUGUAAAGUUUAUUUACUGUUUUCGAUGUUGUUUGGUAACUAAAUGAGUUCUCGUUGGUGUUGUGUUUGAUAAGUUGUUGAAUUUCGUAAAAGUGUUUAUGUGAAUCGUUUUUAUCGAAUACACGCCGCAUUACUGAUAUUCAGCGAAACUGCACUGAACGCGACUUGGUAAAGGUUCGAAAGGCAAAGACAAGGCUCACGACGGGAACCAGGGAUCUUAGUUCGAAGCAAACUGGUCGCUAACCAUCUAAAGGAAGUCCAACAGGAGACUGUCUUCAAACUUACUAAUUUUCUGGUGUACCCCGAACACGGUGUAUUUUCAAACCAAACUAACGCUACUACCACGGAAUGCUUCUGAAUUCUCAACAAUCUUAAAUAUCCAGUCCGCCGCCAGUUUUCGCAAACUUUAAAACGUCUACAAUCCAACAGUCUACAUUUUCCUCUCUUCCGCGUACCUUUCCACAUUUUUAACGAAUUAAUAAUAACAAUAAGUGAAUGCGCUCGAAACUUACGCUUGGAAUGCUCAAAUCGUCUUAAAUUUACACUUAAAGUAUGACAAAAGCUUAAAUAAGAUUCUCCUAUUUAAUAACUCUCGAAUAACCUAAAGAUAUUCUACUUCAGCCUUAAACCUUAAAAAUAAAACAACGAAACAAAUGUGUCUUAAAAGGAUAUAAGGAAGUGUGAAACUAUUACGCGUGUAAGAAAUGAUAAAUAUGAUAUUAACUAACGAAUAAUUUUUUACAAACUUUAAUAAUAAAAACAAAACACUUUUGAAGUUCUCAAACAAUUUUUAAAAAAUCGCUUAGCAUACGCAUGAAAAAAAUUUAAUACAAAUAUUCUUAUGAACAAGUGUGUGAUAUUUUCGAAUAUUAAAAUAUUAAAAAAAAUAGAAGAAAAUAGCGAAUCGAAUGAAUUAAGUGAAAUUUAAACCAAGAAAAUUUUCCCUAGUGCUACGGGAACUGUAUUUCCUGAAAAAAAUCCAUGAAAGUGCUUUUAAACAAUUUUUAUGAAAUUGAAUACGGAAUUCCUUUUGGUGUUAAUUUGUGCUAAUUUGUGGAUUUAGUUUCAAAAUUAGAUAUUUGUGUGAAACAAAAUCAUAUUUUUCGAAUAUCGACACCUUUGGAGUGAAUUUCAGGAGAUAAUUUGCUGAAAAAAGAUAGAUCGAAUGAACUGUGACAGAUUGGCAUAACAAAUGCAAUAAUCAACUGCCGAAUGCUGAUUCUUCCGACGUUGUCAUCUAAAAGUCAUCAUCGCUACCCUCAUUGUACCCAGUGCACUGUCAAACUUCUCUCCAUUUCCGUUUGACAUUGUGCCAAAAUUGCCGCCAAAACACUUCGACCUCAUGACUAUGGCAGAAAGUACUGACCCUAUGGGGCAUCAUAACAGUCAACCGCCGCAUCAUCAAGCUCAUCAUUAUGGUCAUUCGCAUCCAGUCAACAACAAUCAUCCGUAUGUUACCAACAACAACAUGCCGUGGAAGCAACGAAAACGAAAAAGACUGUCAGCCGUCGUAGACAAACUAGCAAACAACAAUGUCGCAAUCCACAACAACAACCAAGGGGAGAGCAGUUAUAAAAUUCCUUGUACAUACCCCGGAGGCAGAUCAAGUAGUGGCGAAGAGUCCGAGGAAUUGUCCAAUUCAGGAGACAGUCCCAGAGUUAGUGUUAGUCCGUUUCAGACAAAUGAAGCAAUUGACAAUCAACUGCGAGUAGACAUAAAGACUGAAUUGCCUAGUCCGUAUGAUAGGUACUUCCCCAUCGCAUCGCCUCUGUUUGGAUAUCUACGAAAUAAAUAUUUCACGGAAUUGUGUCGAAGAACAAAUGAUUUCUACGCUUCUCCUCCGGGUGCCACUCAACUCUCAAGUCAGAAUCAGCAGAGUCAGCCACAGCAGCACGAUCAGUCGCCCAGUCGCCAGCUUCAACAUGACCAGCGGCCGUCCCCAUCACAGCAUUCGCCAACAGUUCAUUACAAUCACUAUCAAAAUCAUCAACACCCGCAAAUCCACCCUCAUCCACAACUCAACAUUAUGCCACCCCCGCAAGAUCAGCCUCUAGAUCUGUCAGUGCGAGCGCGCAAAAUGCCGCCUGCAUCCAUAAACUUCGAUCCUAGGAUGUGUAAGCGCGAUGCAUUGCCAAAUAUAUUGCCUCACCAUCAUGGUCCAGUAGGAGUGCCAGUUAUAAAGGGCGAUGUAGCGUCGCCGACCACUAAGGAGUCAGUCGCUUGGCGUUACAACCUAGAUGUAUCCCCGGUUGUGGAGGAGAUGCCACCCGGAUCCGAUGUAGCCUACGUGUGUCCUGUUUGUGGACAAAUGUUUUCGUUACACGACCGUCUUGCCAAGCAUAUGGCCUCGCGUCACAAGAGUCGAAAUCCUUCCUCCGACAUAGCCAAGGCCUACGUUUGUGAGGUAUGCAACCGUUCGUUCGCACGCUCGGAUAUGCUCACGCGUCACAUGCGACUGCACACUGGCGUCAAGCCAUACACGUGUAAAGUAUGCGGUCAAGUGUUUUCACGAUCGGAUCAUUUGUCCACACAUCAGCGAACGCACACAGGGGAGAAACCCUACAAGUGUCCGCAAUGUCCUUACGCUGCAUGCAGGCGUGACAUGAUCACGCGUCACAUGCGAACCCAUACGCGCUACGAGGCCCAACGUACAGGCAGCUUGGUUGACGGUAAGUCCGGGAUCCUAUCCGAGAUGAAACUUCCGUUGCUGGUGAAGAACGAGAAUGUCCCUGACUCCCUCAAAUCACCACUCCUGGGGGAUGCACGGAUGCCGAUGAUUGUGAAAACUGAAAGCGCUUAAGGACGAGCUGCAAGUAUGCAAAGUAUGCGUUCAAUUAAUGUAUCUCAUGCGGCAUUAAGUUAUUUUAUGAGUAAUCUCUGUGAAGACUGAGAACAUGAUUUCUGUUUCUAGUAUUAAGUUUUAAGCGUUUAGUAGUUGCGUAGAUUACAAUCAUUUGAAAUCAGUUUGAUCCCUUACUCAUACACAUGACCCCAUCCAUUCCUCGUCGACUCCGGCAAGCGAGGAGAAGAUUUUAUAAAUCAAUUUAAGCUGACCCUUUUCAAUUUGGAGUAGAAAAUAUUUAAUUUCUCUGACAUGAAUUUUCUCAUGCCUGAAUUUGUAUUGUAUUAGUUUGCCGGAUCGACACCUAAUUAAUCCCAGCUACUUAAGAUAUUCCUUAAAUGUAUUUUUAUCUAUUUUUGUCUCUCUUAUCUGAUCAAAAGGUUGUGAACUUAGCCUAGAAUUAGCAUUUUUCUUAUUUUAUUUUAAGUUUUUUCUACAUAAAUAUUUAACGAUUCGAUUAAUUAGAAUAAAUAAUUCAAAAGACAAACAAAAAAAGAUGAUCAUCUGAAAAAAGAGUGUCCACUAGUAAUUUUCGUCAAAACGAACGGAAUAAAAUUUUUAAAAAAAUCAAGAAAAAGUUCCAAUUUAGGUUAGAUACGAAAACUGACAAUUUUUAUGAUAUUUGUUCAUUUAAUGAACGGAAAACAAAGAAAAUAUUGCCUUGAAAUAAUUUCAAGAAAAUGUCGAAAGCGAACGUUCGAACCGUAAAUUUAGGAUAUUUUUGUGAAAACAGUUCCAGUAGAAUACUUUCUGUGUCUCUAUUAGAUAGAAUUUAAUUUAAUUUCCUUAGUUAUGUCGAAUAAUUAUUACUUUAUUAAUUAUUAUUAUGUAUUCCCUAAUUUAUUUAUGUUUUGUGUGAGAAUCAUUGUUUUUAAGUUUUCCUAAUUUAUAUGUAUUUCUGUUUUUAAAUUAUAUGAAAAACAUGUCAAAUUUU
Hermetia illucens (black soldier fly) is the source of this 4056-nucleotide messenger RNA. RefSeq names its product early growth response protein 1-like. The transcript is spliced from 3 exons. The record is from RefSeq and is a predicted model, not a curated record. Gene Ontology annotation, biological process: regulation of transcription by RNA polymerase II. Gene Ontology annotation, molecular function: DNA-binding transcription factor activity; RNA polymerase II cis-regulatory region sequence-specific DNA binding. Bases 1623 to 3080 code for a protein of 485 amino acids. Lineage: Eukaryota; Metazoa; Arthropoda; Insecta; Diptera; Stratiomyidae.